GACCUUCCAGGCCAACGCAGCUGCCGAGUUUCGAUCCAGCGACGCCAAAGCUCCUUCCUUCAUCCACCCCACCGGCGACCAGCCAGGAAAUGGCGGAAACGAGCUCCCUGCCGGUGACGGACGACCUCUUGGCGGAGAUCUUCCUCCUGCUGCCCACCCCGGCCGACCUCGUCCGCGCCUCCGCGGCCUGCGUCGCCUUCCGCCGGCUCGUCACGGACCGCGCAUUCCUCCGGCGCUUCCGCUCCCUCCAAGCCCGGCCCUUCCUCGGCUUCCUCAACCACAACGGCUUCCACCCCGCCCGCCCGCCCCACGCCUCCGCGCCCGUCGCCCACGCCGUUUCCCUCGCCGCGGAUUUCUCCUACUCCUUCCUCCCUUCCCACGACAGCUGGAUCGUCCGGGACGUCCGCGACGGCCGCGUCCUCCUCGACCGCACCCCAGAGGACGACGCUGGCGAGGAUUCCCCUGUCUUCACGGAGCUCGCGGUGUGCGACCAUCUCCACCGGCGGUGCCCCCAGCUCCCCCCAAUCCCUGACGACCUAGCUGCUUCGGUGGAGCACCCACUCCGCGUGGAGUUGGAGCGCUGGUGCGAGCCCUUCCUGGCUCCCCCAGGCGAGGAUGAGGCGGAAGAAACGUCAUUCAGAGUGAUCUGGAUGGCGCAGUGCAAAACGAAGCUGGUCGCCUUCGUCUUCUCUUCAAGCACGGGAGAAUGGCGAGCCGUUGCGUCUCAGGUCUGGGGCGAUUUGUUAGUGGGCACCGGCGUGUCGACGGCGUCCUCCAAGAGCCCUGUGUUCUUUGGCCGACAAUACGCUUGUGCCUGCUUCUACUGGGUCAUGGACUGGAGGCAGAAAUUGCUCAUGCUUGACACAAGGAGGAUGGAGUUCUCCAUUGCCGACCUCCCACCUGGCUGCCGAAGGCCACCGAUUGCCAUUGUGGAUGCUGGGGAAGGCAGACCUGGGAUGUUUGCUGUCCGUGAACACGAUGCAGAUGGCACAUUUGACCUCUAUUAUACCAUUAGGCAGAUCCAAGGUCCGAGUUUCAACCAGUGGCAGAUGGAGAAGACGAUCCCAUUGGAAUCCGGGUACCGGUAUUACCUGAGAGGUGCAACAGAGAGGUAUUUGCUACUACUAAGAUCCGAAGAUGACUCCGCAAGUUCAUCAUCGUUAGCGAUGUCAGACUUGGAAUGUUUCUCACUGGACGUCAAGACAUUGCAUCUUGAGAGCAUCUGCAGGUUGAAGCAUCACAUCCUACGCGCACACAUAUAUACCAACUUCCCACCAUCGCUGUCGUCACAGACAAUAUGAAAGGGAUUCAGUGGAGUCAUAGUCACUAGCCAGAGCAGCCAUUCGAAUCCAGAACUCAAAGUGAUUGGUGUGAUCUUGUUGUAUGAAGUGUUGGGUUAAUUAUGUGGCCACAUUCUCAUGGCCAUCCCAGCAGUUGUCAAUGCAGGUGUGCGUGUAAGAUGCAUUAUUGUGAAUCGAUUGUGCAUCAGGGUUAUAAGUAUAUAUUAUUGUUUCCUGCUCAGAACAUGUAUGUCGUCUGGCCCUAGACAUGAGACUGAGAACAAUCCUUUCGUUUCCUUCAAGACUUAUUAUGUUAUGAAAGAAGAACACAGGGAAAUACUGUAACUUGUCCAUGCAGGUCAGUGAUCGAUCUGCAUAUUUCAAAGAUUUCAAAUCCAGCAA
Triticum aestivum (bread wheat) is the source of this 1682-nucleotide messenger RNA. RefSeq lists its product as uncharacterized. The transcript is spliced from 2 exons. The record is from RefSeq and is a predicted model, not a curated record. Gene Ontology annotation, molecular function: protein binding. NCBI's taxonomy places the organism in Eukaryota, Viridiplantae, Streptophyta, Magnoliopsida, Poales, Poaceae. The coding region runs from base 90 to 1301 and encodes 403 amino acids.